Molecule: messenger RNA, 747 nt
Organism: Melampsora larici-populina 98AG31
Lineage: Eukaryota; Fungi; Basidiomycota; Pucciniomycetes; Pucciniales; Melampsoraceae
Exons: 3
Coding region: 1-747 (248 amino acids)
Molecular function (GO): protein binding
Source: RefSeq, a predicted model, not a curated record
AUGGACUUGCUUGAGAAGGACGUUCAGGACACUUUAUUAGUCAAACCCUUCAACGUUGGAGCACAUCUUCGACUAUCCACACCUUUCAUACCUCAGUCGAACAUUCGAUCUUGUCUAUUUGCCAUUUCGAAUCAAUUCGGAUGGGCGAUUAUAGCUAUUCAAUCUUUCGAAAAUGAUCAAUCUGGUCCUGCAUUUAUACUCACUCGCGUUGAAAAACUUUCACAAAGUUUAAAAAAUGCAGAACCACAUGUCAAUACUUGGAUCACCUCACAAGACGCCCAUGUUACGAUACCGAUCUCAACUUUUUGUGACCCGAAUUCAGUGUUUCUGACUCACUUGGCGUUCGCUGCUUCCGAUCGUUUGAUUGUGGCUGCUACUUCUGAUGGGACUUUAUCAAUUUUCUCAUUACAAAAUCUUAUAAGCAAGACCAACAUCACUCCAUUACGAAAGUUAACUGCUCAUUCGAAUAUUCCAGUUCAAGCUUUGAUUCCUAACCCGGCACCUGGUGGAAGUUUUUCGGGAUUGAUAGCUGUGGUCUACGCCGAUUCAACUAUCAGAGUACUUGAUUUAUACGAUGUUCAAAAGGUUCAUUGGGAAGCUCAAUCAAUUACUGCCGCUGAAUGGAGUCCUAUGGGCAAACGACUAAUUGUGGGCUACAAAGACGGAAAACUCGAAUAUUUCACACAUGAUGGGCAAUCCAAGGGAGUGAUCGAAGCUCCAGCACAGGCGGAAGGUAUGGAGGGAUGA